Nelumbo nucifera (sacred lotus) is the source of this 2640-nucleotide messenger RNA. The record is from RefSeq and is a predicted model, not a curated record. Lineage: Eukaryota; Viridiplantae; Streptophyta; Magnoliopsida; Proteales; Nelumbonaceae.
UUCUUUCUUUUCUCUAUCUUUUUUUUUCAAACCAAACAAGGCUGGAUAAGCAUCGAUUGUGGGAUACCAGAGAAUUCCAGUUACACUGAUGACAAUACGGGCAUAUUUUACUCUUCUGAUUCAAAGUUCACGGAAACCGGAUUAAACAUGAAAAUCUCUUCCAUUUACAUGUCCAGCUCCCUUGAACAACAGUUCUCAAAUGUGAGAAGCUUUCCACAAGGAAGCAAGAACUGUUACACCUUCAGACCAGAGCAAGGCAGGGCUUAUAAUUAUUUGAUCAGAGCUUCUUUCAUGUAUGGCAAUUAUGAUUCAAAAAACCAGGUACCAGAAUUCGAUCUCUAUCUUGGGGUCAACCUCUGGGAGACAGUGAAGUUGGAUAAUGCAUCCCAUGUCCAAGUGAAGGAGAUACUGCAUGUUCCCCUCAGUGACUACAUUCAAGUCUGCCUCUUUAACACCAAUCUCGGAACACCUUUCAUCUCAGCUCUGGAGCUAAGGCCUGUGAAUAAUACCGCUUAUAAACCUACAUCUGGAUCCUUGGUGCUCUACGGUCGGUAUGAUGCUGGAGCAACAACCAGUCAGAAAAUCAGGGACCCAAAUGACAUCUACGAUCGAAUCUGGACACCCUUUAGCCUGCCUUAUUUGGAGUCAUUUCAAACUUCGUUUACCAUUGAUGCCCAGAGUUCCAACCACUACAAACUACCAUCAAAAGUCAUUAGCACUGCAGUCAGACCAAAGAAUGGUGGUGGCUUCUUGGAAUUCCGUUUGCCCCUGGAGGAUCCUAAUUCACAGUUUUAUAUGUACAUACACUUUGCAGAAGUUGAAAGGCUCCAGGGCAAUCAGUUGAGAAAUUUCAGCAUUUUCCUGAAUGGUGAACUCUGGUAUGAGCCUGAAGUUCCUACUUACCUAUCGUCAAAUACAAUCUUCUCAAAAGCGCCAGUAAGGGGACAGGAGGUUCGAGUUGCUAUGAAUAAGACAGGAAAAUCCACCCUUCCACCCAUGUUCAAUGCCUUCGAGAUUUAUUUGGUCAAGGAGCUUUUGCACUCACCAACAAACAAUGAAGAUUUUGAUGCUGUCAUGAAUAUCAAAGUAACAUAUGGAGUGAAGAAAAACUGGCAAGGAGAUCCAUGCAUUCCACAGAAUUAUACUUGGGAUGGUUUAAAGUGCAGUUAUGAUGGUUAUAACUCCCCGAGUAUCAGAUUAUUGGACCUGUCCUCAAGUGGAUUGACUGGGGAAAUAGCUUCUUUUUUUGCCAACCUCACAGCAAUACAGCACCUGGAUUUAUCAAACAAUAGCUUAACAGGAUCAAUCCCUGAUUUUCUGUCACAAAUGCCAUCUUUGGAGUUACUGAAUUUAACAGGCAACAGAUUCACAGGAUCAGUCCCAACUGCUCUGAUGGAGAGAUCAAAGAAUGGAUCACUGUCAUUAAGUUUGGAGGACAAUCCAGAUCUUUGCAUGUCAGAUUCAUGCAGACCCAAGAAGAAAAAUAUUGUUGUGCCAGUAGUCGCAUCAGUUACUUCAAUAUUGGUCAUAUUGCUUGCACUGCUUGUAUUAUGGAGCUUAAAAAGGAAAAAGCAAAGAGUCAAUAAAUCUGAUGGGUCAUUGGAGUCAAGCAAUCAACAGUUCGCAUAUAAUGGGGUAGUGGAAACGCCAAAGAAUAAACAGUUUACAUUCUCUGAGAUUGUUAGUACUACCAACAACUUCGAAACAGCCAUUGGUAAGGGAGGAUUUGGCACCGUUUACCAUGGUUUCUUGAAUGAUGGUAUUCAAGUUGCUGUCAAAGUGCUCUCACCAUCAUCAAUUCAAGGGUAUAAAGAGUUCAGGGCUGAGGCUCAACUCUUGUUGCGAGUCCAUCAUAAGAACUUGGUCUCUUUCAUUGGGUACUGUGAUGAGGGAGCAAACAAGGCCAUAAUUUAUGAAUACAUGGCAAACGGAAACUUACAAGGGCAUCUCUCUGGCUAUAAAAAUCUGGAUGAAUUAAGUUGGGAAAAGAGACUUCGAGUAGCAGUGGAUGCAGCACAAGGGUUGGAAUAUCUGCACAAUGGGUGUAAACCACCCAUAAUCCACAGAGAUGUGAAGACAUCGAACAUCUUAUUGAAUGAAACAUUCCAAGCUAAAUUAGCAGACUUUGGGUUGUCCAAGGAUUUUCCCAAUGAAGGCCAAACUCAUAUAUCAACAACAGUUGUUGGCACACCGGGUUACCUUGACCCUGAGUACUACAUUUCUAAUAAGUUGAAUGAGAAGAGUGAUGUUUAUAGUUUUGGGAUUGUUCUCUUAGAACUGAUCACGGGCAGACCUGCAAUUACAAAAAGCUCUGAUGAAAGGAUUCAUAUAGUGCAAUGGGUGAGUUCUAUGCUUGCAACAGGGGAAAUAAGAAACAUUGCUGACCAAAGGUUAGAAGCAGAUUUCAACGUUAAUUCUGUCUGGAAAGCCAUUGAGGUAGCAAUGGCAUGCUUACCAGCUACAGCCAUACAGAGACCAACAAUGAGUGAUGUGGUAAUGGAACUAAAGGAGUGUUUGGCAAUGGAAACAGCACAUAAAGGCGCAUCAAGAGUGGGUGAAUACCAAAAGACCCACUCAAGCAUGGCAAUUGAAGUGACUCCCAUGGAUCCUGAAAUUGAAAUGAGUCCCUCAGCAAGGUAG